Messenger RNA from Drosophila ficusphila, 508 nucleotides. RefSeq lists its product as uncharacterized. The record is from RefSeq and is a predicted model, not a curated record. The coding region runs from base 94 to 444 and encodes 116 amino acids. The transcript is spliced from 2 exons. Lineage: Eukaryota; Metazoa; Arthropoda; Insecta; Diptera; Drosophilidae.
CACGUAUAUGUUAAUUAACUUCCCACAUUUCGAUGAUACAGUUCAAAAUUUGUUUGUUCAACAAAAAACAAAAAUUGGAUUGUGUCAUCUGAUAUGGUGAAUUUAAAAACUAAAGUUCAACGAUACCAUCCAACUCGGAGAAAUAAAACGGUAAAGAAAAUGAACGACCAAGAUCGGAAGAAAGAACUGCAAGCUCGGAAAAAAGCACUGAAGAAGCUUGUGUUCACUGAGCCUGUAGAGGUUCCUCCUCCUCCUCCUCCAAACAAUGCAAACGAUGUCAACGUUUGCUUAGGUGCGAAUAAUUGUCAGUGUAUCCGCUGUCGUUGUACUGAAGAUAUGGAAGACGGACCGGAAAUGGAAGAACUCGCCUAUAAUUAUUUAUUUCAACGAAACAGAAAUAAUGAGAAAGAAGACACCCAUGUAAAUCACAACUGCUGUGGCUAAAUGAAUACUCUUUUUAUUGUUUUUUUGGUUUUGGAAACAAUAAAAAAAUAACCCAACAUUAUAA